Monodelphis domestica (gray short-tailed opossum) is the source of this 6395-nucleotide messenger RNA. Lineage: Eukaryota; Metazoa; Chordata; Mammalia; Didelphimorphia; Didelphidae. The record is from RefSeq and is a predicted model, not a curated record.
UCACAUUCUCUGUAAAGUUUCACAUUCUAAAGAAAGAGUACAAAAUGGCCUGCCCAAUAGAAGUGCAAAAGGCCUUCUUUUUGUCCUCUAUAGCAACUUUCUUAGUUGGACUGGUCAUUUUAUACAUAGGCAGGCAAGUAAGGAUUCUGUCAAGAAAAUAUGACUUCUUCAGGCUGAAGCAUAAUAGAUUCUGCUCUGCCCCCUGACCUUCACUCUGCAUGUGUCUUCCUGCUUUAAAUGUAUUUCUUGUAGGCAGCAAAUUGUAGGAUUCUGGUUUUUGACACAUUCUGCUAUCUACUUCCCAUUUUAUGGGUUUUAUGAUCAGAAGAAAGAUAUGGUCAGUCCUCUCUUGGUUGUGCUUUUGUCUUCAAGUGAUCACAAGCACUUCUUUCCUCCUUGGAAAGUGGCCGCCACCAUCGAAUAGAUUAAAAUUCAAUCGUUCGAAGAUGUACAAAUUUCAUACGAUCUUUCAUGAACGUAUUGACAUGUUGAUCUCAGGACAGACUUUUGUGGGUCGUUUACUGAUGAUCCUUGUCUUUCUACUGAGCAUUGCAUCCCUUGUAAUCUAUUUCAUCAGCUCAUCAAAUCCUGCGUCAAACUGCUCAUCAACAGAUACCAAUAUUCUACUUGUUGAUUUGGCCUUCAAUGUUUUCUUUGCCUUUUAUUUUGGGUUGCGGUUUUUGGCCUCUGGUGACAAGAUCAAAUUUUGGUUGGAGUUGAACUCCGUGGUUGAUAUAUUGACUAUUCCACCAACUUUUAUUUCCUUUUAUCUGCAUAUUAACUGGUUAGGUUUAAGGUUCCUGAGAUCUUUCAAAUUGCUAGAACUCCCUAUAGUAUUACAAUAUCUACGAAUCAUCAAGUCUGGUAGUUCAGCAAAGUUUUACAAAAUCGUAUCUUUAAUUUCCUGCACUUGGCUUACUGCUGCAGGAUUCCUUCACCUAGUGGAAAACACAGGUGAUCCUUGGCUCAAAGGUAGAAAUUCCCAUAUAUUGUCUUAUUUUGAUGCUUUUUACCUUGUCAUGGCAACAACAUCAACUGUUGGCUUUGGAGACGUGGUAGCCAGGACAACCCUGGGACGAGCCUUCAUCAUGUUCUUCAUCCUUCUGAGUUUGAUACUAUUUGCAAAUUAUGUUCCUAAACUUGUGGAAACCUUAACAGGAGGCCAGAAAUAUGCCGCAUCCUAUAAAGUGAUCAGAGGAAGAAAAUUCAUUGUGGUCUGUGGAGACAUCAGUGUGGACACUGUAACAUCUUUCCUAAGAAAUUUCCUCGGCCACAGAUCAAGGGAAAAUAAUAAUGAGAUCAUUUUCCUGGGAGAAUCCCUUCCUUCUCCAGAGCUAGAAAUAAUUUUUAAACUCUAUUUGGCUUAUGCUCAUUUUUAUCAUGGAUCAGCAUUGAAAAGGGAAGAUUUGAGGAGAGUUGCGGUGGAAUCUUCAGAAGCCUGUCUGAUUUUAGCUAACCCUUCAUGUCCUGAUUCACACAUGGAAGACACUGCUAACAUCAUGAGGGUGCUCUCUAUCAAGAACUAUUAUCCAAAGACCAGAGUCAUCAUACAGAUAAUUCAACCCCAAAACAAGGAUUACCUGCUAAAGAUUCCCCACUGGAACAGGACUUCUGGAGACAACAUCAUCUGCUUUGCUGAACUGAAGCUAGGAUUAAUUGCUCAGGGCUGUUUGGUUCCAGGUUUAGCAACUUUUCUAAUUUCCCUUUUUAUGGAACAAACUGGAAAGGCAAUCCCCAAACAUCCCUGGCAGGAGCUUCUUGUAGAUGGCCUGAGCAACAAAAUCUUCACUCACUUCCUCUCCUGUGAUUUUGAAGGAAUGAGUUUCCGUGAAGUUUCCCGACUCUGUUUUGUGAAGCUUCGCCUCAUGCUGAUAGCCAUUGAAUAUAAAACAAAGGAGAAUGGAUUCAGAAGCUUAAUGUUAAAUCCACCUGAAAUGAUUAAAGUAAACAGGAACACCAUCGGAUAUUUUAUUGCUAAAUCUCUACACGAAGUUAAAAGAGCCUUUUUGUACUGUGUGAACUGUCAUAGCGAUGUAAAUUCCCCAGAGAUCAUUGGACACUGUGCCUGCAGAUCCAAGAAAGAACAGAAAAGUCACUCAAGCAUAUCUCCUGGCAAUAUGAGACAUUUUCACAAUAAAAGGACCAACGAAAUCAACAUAUUUGAUUCUACAAAAAUACUAUCUAAACAGACUGCCCUCACACCAGACUUCAUCAUGAGGGAUACAAUUGCUUUUGACAGAGAUAUGAAGAAUGACCUUUUUGAUAGUAGUGGCCUGUUCCAUUGGUGUACACCCAUCCUUCUGGAAAAUGCAAUUCUGAAACAAGGUGAUAAUACCAAGACAGGAUUGCAGAACCAUAUUAUUGCCUGUGUCUUUGGAGAUGCUCAUUCACCCCUGCUGGGGCUUCGGAACUUUGUGAUGCCCUUAAGAUCAAGUAACUAUACCUUCAAAGAGCUGAAGGAUAUUGUGUUCAUUGGGUCUCUGGAUUACCUGAAAAGAGAAUGGCAGUUUCUGAAAAAUUUUCCCAAGCUCUACCUAUUCCCAGGAUCUGCUCACUCUCAGGGAGACCUCAAGUCAGUCAACAUUGAAAAAUGUUCAAUGUGUGUUAUCCUGUCCUCCCCUUCUGACCUGUCAAACAACCAGAGAACGGUCGAUGGAGAGGCCAUCUUGGCUACUCUAAACAUUGGAACCCUUCGCUUGGAAACUAAUAAGACGUUAAACACAAAUUUGCUAGAAAAGUGUUCCAGACUUUCUUCAUAUUCCAGUCCAUUUCAAGGAAAUUUUAGACGGAUUCCCAUUCUUAUUGAACUGAAAAAUGCUUCCAACAUUAAAUUUAUUGAUCAACUCUGUGGAAUGAACCCUGACCUCCCAGAAGCAAACCUGUAUUUCAGUACCUCCUUCUCUACAGGUGCUGUCUUUUCAUGUGACUUUUUAGAAUCCCUCUUUGCCACGGCUUUCUAUAACUAUCAUGUCCUAGAAUUACUCCAAAUGCUAGUGACAGGUGGGGUGAGUUAUGAAAUGGAGCCAUAUGUGGGAAAUGAGAAUGCUGCCUUCUCUGAAAGCUGCUUUUCAGUGUUGAUUACAAGAGGCCGGUGUAAGCUGGGUCUUCUCUCCUUGAACCAAACAAUGUUAUUGGAUCUUCCUGCUAGGGAUACUUUUGGAGAAGUGUUCUGUGCAUCACUGGACAAUUUUGGAAUCCUGUGCCUUGGCCUAUAUCGUCUGAUAGAUGAUGAAUCCAGAAAUCCACUACAUAAAAGGAAAGUAUGCUACUUUUGAAAAUGCAGAUUGAACAGACGGGUACAAAAAAAGCAGUCUAAAUUCAAUCUUGAUCAUUAAUAAAUUAAUGUAGAACUGGAGGUUAGAGAAGACAGAGAGAGGCUACAGAAGGGAUGAGUUGUAGUGGCUCCAGGGUCCUGGGCAUAAAGUUGAAAUGACAGAUUGAACCCUUAAAAUAAGUGAUUAUUAAAUAGCAGGAGACAACAGACCAUCUCUUUCUUGACCUAGAAGCUUUGAAAUUCUCAAAUGGCUUAAGUCCAUUUCUGUCUUUGACUCUCCUGGUAGGAAAUCUUCCUUCAGCCACGACCACUUUGACUCUUUGGAUGGUGUGGCAUGUGUUUGUUUUCUUGCUAGAAUGUCCAGGUGCUCAAUAAAUUAUAACCAUUGAAUGUGACAAUAUAGAGGACAUGUCUCCAUCAAGAGAGGGAAAUAUUUUUUCUUUACUCUUGAAUUUUGAUCUUAAUCAGUGAAAUAAGCUUUCCCCCCUUUCUGACAAUCAAUUGGUUUUCCUUCCCUGUAGAAAUACUACCCUUGUUUGCUCAAAACACAGCUCUACUGCAGGUGUUGGUGGAGACCUCAACUUUUGAUUUCUUUUACAGGUUUGUGAUUGCUCGGCCAGACAAUGAUUUUAAACUACAGCCUACAGACUUUUUGUUUUGUGCCAUCCCAUUCAACGUUGCUAAUUAUAAUCAACCAGUGGCAGAUUUUCACAAUUUAAAAACAGUAACACUAACUCCAAAUUUAUCGAAACAAGAGUCUCCCAAGCAUAGGUUAACCAGUGAUUCACCACCUUCACUUUUAAAAUUAGUGGAAAAACCAUCAGCACCCAUCCAUUCAUUUUCUCCAAGACAUACAUCAACAGUUAGUGGUGGGAUCAGGAUACAAAAUUUUAGAGACAUAAAGAGAGUAGAAGUAAAGAAAGAAGGCAUAGGAGGGGGAGAAAUGGGGGAUGGAGGAAGCAAAAAAAGUUUCACUAGAGGAAUAGGACUAGAAACGAAAAGAGAAUCAGAUGAUGAGGAAACACAAGUACAAGUUGCAUCCUCUUAUAAUAAGCCUUCAAUAUUCAGGAUUUCAAUGCUUGGUAAAACAUUAUUCCCAUAAUCAUUGGUAUCAGAAGACCAGAAGUAAACAUCCAACCUGUCUGAAGCCAAAGAGAGGUCAAGCUGCCAAAAAUACAGGGGGGAAAAUCAGGAAAGAGAUAGUCAUCCAGAAACCACUAAAGAAUUUUCGGUGACUACCAGCAAUAUGCCAUUAGAUAUUACAACUCAGUUGCAACAAAAUGUCAAGGAAACUACAUCAAAAUCAGACAGUUUAAUCUCUGUGAAAUCAAAAAUAAAGACAGAACAAAAUUCUUAGUCAUUCCAAAGGAAUACAUUAUAAUAAAUAAAUAAGUCCUUAUGUCUCUGCAGUAAGAGUCCAGUAUUCAUUUCCUCAAGAGCAGAAGAACUGUUGAUUCUCGUCUUGGUUCAGCUAUUUACCAACUGUAUUUUGUUUCUAGUCACUAUAUAAACCUCUGGGUCUUCAUUUCUUCAUUUUCAAAAUAAAUAGGUUGAGCUGGAUUCAGUUCAAUUACACACACACACACAUACACAUCGUAUAAUUCAUAUAAGGAAUAAGACAAAGCAAUAAUUUUUUACAGCACUACUACAUGAAGGAAUUUUGUAGAGGAGAGAAACGUGCACAAAAAUGAUAAAAGGGUAGGAUCUAUUUUUUAUUCCUCAUAAGGAAGAAGAGGCAGGAAAGUUUCUUCUAGUUUUUGAAACAUGAAUUUUCUUUUAUUUGAAGUUUAUUAUUCUUUUGAUCCUGUUUCCUAUUCUCUUUUCAACAUUCCCUUUUCCUCUUCUGUGAAAGCAGUCCAAACUUGAGGGAACUGAGCAGGAAGUGGACCAAACUGGAAAGUCUGGACUAAGGAGGUAAGAUUGAAAUUAGGGAUAGGCUGAAUUUUUUAAUUUUCAAAGCCAGUAUUUCUACUUAGGAGGUCAACAACACUGUUCACCACACAAGCAUAAAGGACAAUAUUCAUCUAAUUUUCAGUAGUAUAUAAGAUUCAAAAGUAGUAUUGUGUAAUGAAAAUUUAGAUCUGAAGUAAAAAAAAAAAAACAGGUUCAAAUGCUAAUUCUGUGAUUACCCAUGUUACCAUGCACAUAUCAGUUCAUCUAGCUUUCUCUCACCUGGAAGAUAAAGGCAUUAGACCAUAUUAUUUUUUGAAGAAUAUUCCAGCUCCAAUUCCUAAAAUCAUUAGACCAACUGCCACUAGGGCAAUUAAUAAAGGAGACAAAACUCUAUUAUAUUCUUCCUAUUUGCUCCUCUUUACUCCCUUGCCUUUCAGGUGCCUAACUGAUGAAUGUAUAUUACUUGCUUUCAUCUAAGGUCCUUGCAGUGUGAGGAUAUGAAAAGGACACUGGAUUUUAGGGAUCAGAAGUCCUGAGUUUGAACCCCAGCUUUGUCAUUUGUCCUUGGAUCCUGUGCAAGUCAUAUUCCUGGGCUUCAGUUUCUUCAUCAGUUAAAUAAAAAGAUUUGACAAAAUAGCUUCCAAAAUAUCUCCCAUUUCUGGCAUUCUGGGAUUCAGAUGAACCUCAAGAAGGCCUAUAAUUAAUUAUUCAAAGUAUCCUACAGUGUUAUGAAUAUAGAAUUUAUAGGACUUAGCAAAUGAUUGGAUAUUGGGAAAAGGAGUAAAGAGUGAGGAAAUGAUGAAGAUGCCUCCAUUUUGAGCUUGGAGACUGGGAGGAUGAUAGUGUCUUUGGUAAUAGUAAAGGUAGGAAAUAGGGAAUAUUUGGAGGGGGAGGAAAUAGCUAAUUUUGUUUUGGACAUGAUGAGUUUAAGAUGUCUGCAGAAUAUCCAACUAUAGAUGUCCAAUAGACAGUUGGAGAUCAGACUGAAGGUCAUGACGAAAGGCUGGAUAGGUAGACUUGGUAAUCAUCAACAUAGAAAAGAUAAGUGAAUCCAUUGGAGCUGGUAAAAGAGCAUAGAAGAGAAGAGGACUAAGUGCCAAGCCUUGGGGUUCCCUACUUUACAAAUAGGCUUAUCACUGCAAGUCAGAUGUAUAGGAGGAUAUCCAGGAUGCAUCAGUACCCAUAGAAACCUAGUAUUGGUGAGAAGAGGUGAAUUGAAAGUGUCAGA